Molecule: messenger RNA, 1068 nt
Organism: Capronia coronata CBS 617.96
Lineage: Eukaryota; Fungi; Ascomycota; Eurotiomycetes; Chaetothyriales; Herpotrichiellaceae
Exons: 2
Coding region: 1-1068 (355 amino acids)
Biological process (GO): negative regulation of transcription by RNA polymerase III
Cellular component (GO): nucleus
Molecular function (GO): RNA polymerase III core binding
Source: RefSeq, a predicted model, not a curated record
AUGAAGUUUGUACCCAAUCGCGAUCUUGACAUUGUCACCUCCUCCCUCAAUUUCACCACUCCUGAUCUCCACGUCAUCGGCGGAUGCGACUUGUACACGACCAAGGCAGCAGGAGGAGACAAGAAGCUGUACAAGAACAUCGAACAUGGCCUGGAAGAACAAUAUAAAUCGAAUCUCCAAUUCUCCCAUUCGCUCUCUCCGCCGCAAGCACAUAUGAUGGCCUCGAGCUUGAAUCUGAGCCGAAGCAGUCCGUUUGGAAACCUCGGAAUUACCAGUUCAAGGAGGACAUACGCAUAUUUGAUUGCGACGCUUAAUGCGAGCCAUCCAGAUUACGACUUCUCCCACAUGCUUCGGCCGACGGACUUCAAGCGGGAAAAGAGUCUCCGUCAGGUGAUGAACACUCUAGACACCACUUUGUACAACCUGCGUCCUCGACCACUGAAUUCCUUCCUCAACGUUCCUGGUCUGGCUCCGGAGUCCGCCUGCCCCCCGUCAAGUCAGACCCACUGGGGUCCAGGUAUGUGGAGACUUAUUGAUCAACAAAUGAGCCUGCGCGAAUGCAGCAUAUACCGAUACGCGCCGGAAGACUUUGACCCCUUUGAGGAGGACGAUGAAGGAUCGUUGUGGUCAAUCAACUACUUUUUCUUUAACAAGGCCAGGAAGCGCGUGUGUUAUCUAUAUCUCAGGGGCAUCAGCGUGUUGGCCAUGUCGACGAUGGACGGGCUUCGUACCCCGAUCAAAGCGAAGAGAUUUGCCGAGGACGAGUCCGAUGGCUGGAUGACCCCGGAUUUGGGCGCCCAUAAAAGAGCUAAAUACUGGCUUGGCAAUCGGACCGGUAUCGAUGUCGAGCCUGACGACGCAGAAAUGCCGUCGAUUGAGAAAGAGGGCGAGGGACCACCCUUCGUCGAUCGAAUGGAAGACGACUACUUCCCACCCCCAACCCGCCCUGUGGUCGACGAACACGAUAAUUACGUCCUCAGUGAUGAAGAAGUGCGAAGCGCUAGGAGUAACAGCAAGAGCACGGUGCGUGCUCUGAGUGAAGAAGUUGUGGGAGCUAUGGAGGUUUGA